AAAAAAGAAAAGAUACUUUCGUACAAUAAAGCAUUUACAUCCCUUCUGGCAUAUGGCUCUCACUAUUUCUAUGCCUAUAAGGAGAGGAUAGAGAUUUCUUGGUUCCAUUAUUUGAUAGUUUUUUGCUUACACUACCCAUCUCUUUGAUUCUUCUUCUCUUUGCCAUUUAUAGAAGUUCAUAGGGACAGUGGGAGUUAUAUAAUCAGGCAGGCAUGGCCAUCAAAGGGGAUGUAGAGAGUGAUUUGCAGGAGGGCAUAAGAGAGCCACUGAUGAGGGUAGAGAAGAACUUGGCUGAUGGAGAUGGAUCAGCUGAUGGAGGAAGCAGCAGAGGAGGGAAUCCAUGGAUGGUUUACCUCAGCACAUUUGUUGCAGUUUGUGGCUCUUAUGAAUUUGGAUGCUGUGCAGGUUAUUCGUCGCCUACUCAGUCUGCCAUCAGGGAAGAUCUCAGUUUAUCAUUAGCAGAGUAUUCAGUGUUUGGCUCCAUUUUGACGCUUGGUGCAAUGAUAGGUGCUAUCACAAUUGGUCCCAUCACUGAUCUUCUUGGUCGAAAAGGGGCAUUGAGAGUGUCGAGUGCUUUCUGUGUUGCAGGUUGGCUUGCUAUUUACUUUUCCAAGGAGGCUUGGUCUCUGGACAUUGGCAGACUGGCAAACGGAUACGGAAUGGGAGCCUUUUCAUACGUGGUGCCUGUUUUCAUAGCUGAAAUUGCUCCAAAAAAUCUUCGAGGAAGACUAACUGCUAUAAAUCAGUUAAUGAUCUGCUGUGGAGUGUCUGUUUCCUUCAUUAUUGGAGUACUAGUUAGUUGGAGGGCUUUAGCAUUAAUUGGACUUAUUCCCUGUGCUGUGAACAUUUUCGGUCUCUUUUUCAUUCCCGAGUCUCCAAGAUGGCUGGCAAAGAAAGGACGCCAUAAAGAGUUCGAAGUUGCACUGCAGAAACUUCGUGGGAAAGAUGCUGACGUAUCUCAUGAAGCAGCAGAAAUCCAGGAUUAUAUAGAAACUCUUGACCGGCUUCCUAAAGCCAAAUUACUGGAUUUGUUUCAAAGGAGAUACUCACGCUCAGUCAUUAUUGGAGUUGGGCUGAUGGUCUGUCAACAAUUUGGAGGAAUCAAUGGCGUCUGUUUCUAUGUCAGUGAUAUUUUCGAUCAAGCAGGAUUUUCUUCCAGCAUUGGAACUAUAACCUAUGCUAUUCUUCAGGUUGUGGUUACUGGCAUUGGUGCAGCAGUAAUGGAUAAAGCUGGAAGAAAGCCUCUAAUUUUGGUUUCUGCAUCAGGGGUGGUACUUGGCUGUCUUUUGACUGCAGUUUCAUUCUUUCUGAAGGUUCAUGAACUGGCACUCACAGCAACUCCCAUACUUGCUGUAACCGGCAUACUGGUCUAUAUAGGAUCCUUUUCAAUAGGAAUGGGAGCAGUUCCUUGGGUUGUGAUGUCUGAGAUAUUCCCUAUAAAUAUUAAAGGGCAGGCUGGAAGCUUAGCAACGUUAGUGAACUGGUUUGGUGCAUGGUUGUGUUCCUACACUUUCAACUAUCUUAUGAGUUGGAGCUCCUAUGGUACCUUCAUUCUGUAUGCAGCAAUCAAUGCUCUGGCUAUAUUGUUUGUGAUUUUGAUGGUACCUGAAACAAAGGGGAGAACCCUGGAACAAAUCCAAGGAGCCAUUAACAAAUAGAGAAUUCAAGCAAGAAUUUUUCAUUUAAAAAAAGAAAAAA
Prunus dulcis (almond) is the source of this 1698-nucleotide messenger RNA. RefSeq names its product sugar transporter ERD6-like 7. Gene Ontology annotation, biological process: carbohydrate transport; transmembrane transport. The coding region runs from base 213 to 1658 and encodes 481 amino acids. Gene Ontology annotation, cellular component: membrane. Gene Ontology annotation, molecular function: sugar transmembrane transporter activity. Lineage: Eukaryota; Viridiplantae; Streptophyta; Magnoliopsida; Rosales; Rosaceae. The transcript is spliced from 18 exons. The record is from RefSeq and is a predicted model, not a curated record.